AUGACAGAGGAGAUGACAAAAACUUCAUCAGCCGGGUAUAAUGGGGGCUUGGCAUUACUCUGGCGCUCAGUCUCUCAUAUUUCUGUUUUGAAUUUAUUUUCACAUUGCAUUGAUGUUGAAAUUUCUAUUGACGGUAUUGGUUCUUGGAGGCUUACUGGUUUUUAUGGUCAGCCUAAUCACUUGAGACGAAAUGAAACUUGGAAUCUCCUUCGUAACUUAAGGGAUUGUAGCCCCUUACCUUGGGUUUGUCUCGGUGAUUUUAAUGACUUACUUGCUAUCCACGAGAAGAGAGGAGGGAGGCCACAACCACGUGCUUUCAUUCAAGGUUUUCGUGAGGCUAUUUGUGAUGCAGGUUUGACUGAUUUUCCUAUGGGAGGAUAUCCUUUUACGUGGGAGCAUGGUAAGGAUUCUGAUCAUUGGAUUGAGGAGAAAUUAGAUAGGGUUUUAGUAUCUAACGGUUGGAGGUAUAAAUUCCUUUAUGCUCAGGCAUAUACAUUAGAUAUCACUACUUUUGAUCACUUGCCAAUCUUUCUGGAUGUUCGCUCUAUGGUCACUCGCGAUCACGAAAUUGUUCUGAACAAUUGGAAUUCUGGGGUGAUAAUGAAUUUGGAGGAUUGGUUGAAGGAUCGUAAUGCUAUUCAUGAAGCAUAUCGAAAGUUAUUUCAACUGCUACAUGACCGUGAGGUUCAGUGGAAGCAGAGGGCGAAAGAUUUUUGGCUUCGGAAAGGGGAUGCUAAUACACGUUUUUUCCAUGCUAUGGCUACAGACAGGAAGCGAAAAAAUAAUGUGCUUAGGCUUCAGAAUUCGGAGGGAGUCUGGUGUUUGAGAGGGUCGGGCUUGGAAGAUUUAAUGGUUGGCUACUUUAAAGACAUUUUUACAUCACGCAUGGGCAAUAUGGAGCCUACCCUUGAACACGUUACUGCAUGUGUUACGGAGGAGAUGAAUCAGAAGCUGAUGGAGUCUUAUUCAAUGGAGGAAGUGAAGGCUGCAUUGUUUACCAUGAAACCUGAUAAAACUCUAGGCAUUGAUGGUUUAAUCCUGGAUUUUUUCAAAGUCACUAGGAGAUUGUGGGUCCUGAAGUUGUCUCGUAUGAUUUCAGCUAAGGUAAAUCAUGAUUUGAUUACAGGAUGGUCUAUUAUGAGAAGAGCUCCUAUUAUUUCACAUUUAUUUUUCACAGAUGACAGUUUAGUUACUUUCCAAGCAAGUAGCAAAGAGGCACGUGUGGUGAAGGAGAUUAUGGAUGGGUAUGUUGAGGCGUUGGGACAAUUAAUCAAUUAUUCCAAGUCUUCUUUGUGCUUCUCACGUAAUACACCUCUUGAUAUGCAACAUGAUGUAUGUUCUAUAUUGGAGGUGAUGGAGCAAAAAGACUUGGGGGCAUAUUUGGAUUUGCUAACGCGAAUAGGGAUUAAUAAGCGUGAGUUGUUUCAGUUUAUGAAGGAUAGAAUAUGGCAGAAACUCAACUCUUGGAAGCAAAGAUGUCUAUCUAGGGUGGGAAAAGAAGUGAUGUUAAAAACUAUUCUCCAGACACUUCCAACGUAUGCUAUGAAUUUAUUUUUGGUGCCGCAAACAAUUUGUUAUGAAUUGCUGCGACUUAUGGCUCGAUUUUGGUGGGAAAGAGGGAGCUCUCACAAACGAGGGAAGUACACAUGGGCAAUUUUCACUAGAGAUAAUUCAUUGGUGGCAAGAACUCUCAAGGCCAAGUAUUUUCCGUUUGGCUCUUUUUUAGAUUCGGAGAUUGAGAGUAAUCCAAGCUACUUGUGGAGAAGUUUGUGGGAGAUUAAGAAGUUGAUUGCGUCAGGUUCUCUUAAAAGAGUUGGACAUAGUAGAAGCAUUUCGAUUUGGGAGGAUCCAUGGGUGCCAUUAAAUUUGAAUGGUAAGGUUGAUGCUCAUAAUAUAUUGUCUAUCCUUUUGAGUAUCACUGGGCAAGCAGAUAAUUGGGUAUGGAAAUUUGAGAAACGUGGAUUAUAUUCGGUUCGAAGUGCUUAUAGAUUCUUGACACAGACUACUCACUUGAGUUGCUCAGUUGCGGUUAGAUCAAUGUGGAAGAAACUCUGGCAUAUUCGGGCUCCACCGAAGGUUUUAAAUCUGGUAUGGCGAGCUUGCUGUAAUGUUAUUCCAUGCUUGGUUAAUUUAAUUCGUAGGAAUGUUCAAGUCAGUGAGUCUUGUCCUGUUUGCUCUAGUCAAAGUGAAACGAUAAUAUAUGCUCUAAUUACUUGUCCUUUUGCUCGUGAUUAUUGGAUGAUGACUGAAUCUAGUUGGCUCUUCCCCCACAUGCAAUCGUUUAGUGAUUGA
Molecule: messenger RNA, 2292 nt
Organism: Manihot esculenta (cassava)
Lineage: Eukaryota; Viridiplantae; Streptophyta; Magnoliopsida; Malpighiales; Euphorbiaceae
Exons: 7
Coding region: 1-2292 (763 amino acids)
Molecular function (GO): catalytic activity
Source: RefSeq, a predicted model, not a curated record